CCGCCGACGCGCGAAGAAUGCGAGGAACGCGCGAGCUUACGCGUCUUGUGGGUGGCCUACGCGAUUAGAAGAAGCAACAGGCUGUUAAUCGUCCUUCUCGUCAUUUUAUUCGCCACAAUUUCACGGCGUGUCGAUCGCCGUGGACGUUGGUCACCGCGUUGCGAGAAAAUCGACGACCACUUCCUUCGUGUGUAGAUAAAUACCGGAUGGCCGAUAUGUGUCAUACUUUUCCGCGUAACUCUUUUAAUUCCUACCUCGUUAUAUAAUAAUUCAACGAGAAACGGAGACAACAACGAUUUUCGGGAAAUCACAGGGGAGAAGCAUACGGGAAUCAUGCUGGUACACGAACGUUUAUUUUGAACGAAUAAUGAACUGGCGACUGGUACUUGGCCUGGUAAAAGUGGUAUAUGCAGUAGAGCGAGUGGCUCGUUUUAGAGGCUGUAUAGUGGAUUUAAAAUGAAGCGUGAAGAUUUAUGUUUGUCCUGUGUACUUGAUAUGUGCGGUAUCGGUUUUUCUACGAUAUCCACAUCAAGUUGAAGUUCGUGAUUAAGUGUGGCUCGAAUCAAGAGCGUCGAUUUUCGGAGGUAUUGGACUUUUUACGACGAAGAAUUUUCAGAAGUGCCUGAGAAAGAAGCUGCAAGAGUUGUAGACACACGCGCACACAGGAGGAACGAAGUAUUCCGCGACGUAAGAGAGAAACGAUUUUAAACUUCGUGUGAUUCCGGUGGUUUUCGUGCACACAGAUCAUCCCAGGCAGCCGCAAUGGCCACCCUAUCCUUGCGUAUCUCCAUCCCGGAGAAAAACGCCACGAAGAUGAUGCAAUUCGACCCGAGCACAUCCAUUUACGACGCUUGCCGUAUUAUCAGAGAGAAACUCGCUGAAGCGGGUAACAUGGGCCAACCGAAGGACUACGGAUUAUUCCUUGCCGACGAGGACGUGAAAAAGGGGGUUUGGCUAGAGCCGGGCCGGAAUCUCGAUUAUUACAUUCUGAGGAACGGCGAUCUUCUCGAGUACCGGCGUAAACUGCGGACCCUUCGAGUGCGCAUGUUGGAUGGAACGCUGAAGACGUUGUUGGUGGAUGACAGUCAGCCCGUCGCCAAUCUCAUGGUAGUAAUUUGUACGAAGAUAGGCAUCACGAACCACGAUGAGUACUCGUUGGUGCGCGAGCUGGCCGACGAGGAGACUGAGAACCAGAAGCCGGGCAAUUUCGGCACCCUCACGCUCAAGAGGAGAAAAGAGGAAAAAGGCGAGCGGGACGCGAAGAUGGAUCAGUUAAGGAAGAAGCUUAAAACCGACGACGAAGUAAACUGGAUAGAUCCCAGUAAGACUUUACGAGAGCAAGGAAUAGACGAGUCAGAAACGGUGCUGCUGCGGAGAAAGUUUUUCUUCUCAGAUCAAAAUAUCGACAGUCGAGAUCCGGUGCAAUUAUCUCUUUUGUACGUUCAAGCAAGAGACGCAAUUCUAGAUGGCACGCAUCCGGUUACUCAGGAAAAAGCUUGUAUUUUCGCUGGAAUACAAUGCCAGAUCCAGUUCGGUGAUCACAAGGAAGACAAGCACAAGCCAGGCUUUCUCGACCUCAAGGAAUUUUUACCGCAGUCCUACUUGAAGGUGAAGGGUAUCGAGAAGAAAAUUUUUGCAGAGCACAAGAAGCACAUCGGUCUCUCAGAAUUGGACGCCAAAGUGUUGUAUACGAAAACGGCAAGAUCUUUGAGUACUUACGGCGUCACGUUCUUCCUAGUGAAAGAGAAAAUGAAGGGAAAGAACAAGUUGGUGCCUCGUUUGCUCGGCGUCACCAAAGACUCCGUCUUGCGACUCGAUGAAAAAACGAAAGAAAUCUUAAAAACCUGGCCGUUGACUACCGUCCGACGUUGGGGAGCCUCUCCGAACACGUUUACGCUGGACUUUGGCGAUUAUUCUGACCAAUAUUACAGCGUACAGACUACGGAAGCGGAACAGAUACUUCAGCUAAUCUCUGGCUAUAUCGAUAUCAUUCUUAAGAAGCAAAAAGCUAAAGAUCACUUUGGUAUCGAAGGAGACGAAGGCUCGACGAUGGUUGAAGACAGUGUAUCGCCAUUGAAAGCGACGAUCAUGCAACACGAAACGAGCAACGUCGGCAAAGGAAACGUGGAAGCUGUGUCAGUUGCCAUACCUGCGGUUAUGAGAACCGGCGCAGACGGGGCUCGACCAUAUGGGACCGGGCACAUGGGCGGUGCUCAAUACACGACUGUCAGCGGCCAGGUGAACAUCGCUCACGCUCCACCGAUGGUGCAACAAACCAAGGUCACAUCCGUCCUGUCCGAACCACAACGUGCCUUACUGUCGACUAUCACCGCUGGUCACGAGGUGAUUCACAUCGCGGAGACGGAGCUGUCCUGCAAGGCUCAGCUUCCAGAACUGAGCAACGAUCCGGCCUCGUUGAAAUGGAUCGAACAGACGAUCGAUACGCACAAACAGAAUGUUGGCUCUCAGAUCGCGGCGAUGAACGCCGCGACAGCUCAGGUGGUCACCUUGACUUCCGGUCCAGCCGACGAUGUGGAUCACACAGCGGUAGGUGCAGCUAUCACAACGAUCGCAACCAAUCUGCCGGAGAUGACGAAAGGCGUCAGAAUGAUCGCUGCCCUGAUGGAUGACGACUCUUCGGGAGACAAAUUGCUGGAUGCGGCAAGGAAGCUGUGCUCCGCCUUCUCCGACUUGCUCAAAGCCACCGAACCUGAAACUAAGGAGCCGAGACAGAACUUGCUGAACGCCGCAUCCCGUGUUGGCGAGGCAUCUCACCAGGUGUUGACAACGAUAGGAGAGGAAAAUGACUCGAAUCGGGAGCUUCAGGACAUGCUAUUGGCAUUAGCUAAGGCCGUAGCCAAUUCAACCGCCGCUCUGGUGCUCAAAGCAAAGAAUAUCGCAGCCACUUGCGAGGAUUCAGCGACUCAAAAUCGUGUAAUCUCAGCCGCCACCCAGUGUGCAUUGGCCACAUCGCAAUUAGUUGCCUGUGCAAAGGUCGUAGCUCCGACUCUGCACUCUCCAGCUUGUCAGACGCAGCUGAUGAACGCAGUCCGUGAAGUGACAAAGGCAGUCGAAGGUCUCUUGGAAGUCUGCAAUGAAACCUGCAGCGACGAGACUCUCCUGAAGGAGCUAAAUGUUGCUGCCACUGAAGUUAAAACGCGAGCCAGGGAAGCAUGCGGCGGCCUGGAAUUAGAUGCGGCCGAAGAAUUGAUAAACAGUUUGAAAGACGAGUUAAGAGAGUUCUACAAUGCCGUGGAGGCCGCUUCUCUAAGACCUUUACCCGACGAGACACCAGAGUCCACUGCUCUCCGACUAGGUGCUACCUCGAAGAAUGUCGGAUUCGCUAUGGCCCAGCUUCUAUCCGCUGCUAAGCAAGGAAACGAGAAUUACACUGGAAGCGCAGCACGAAAGACAGCGUCCGCCCUUAAAGAUUUAACUUAUGCUGUUCGCGGAGUGGCUGCUACUUCGCAUCAACCUGAUACGCAAAAGAAAAUCUUGAUGACUGCCGAUGAUGUUAUUCUAAAGUCGUUGAGACUGGUUAAAGAAGCUCGAAGAGCCCUGAAGAACGCUAACAGUGUAGAGAACGAAGCUAAUCUGGCUGCAGUUGCCAAGGAUGUGUCGAAUGCGCUGAAUAAAUGUGUGUCUUGCUUACCUGGACAAAGAGACGUAGACGAUGCAAUUAAAAAUAUCGAAGACAUGACUCAGGUCCUCGGCAUGAACGAGUUCCCACAAACCAAUAAGAGUUACGGACAAUUGCAAAGCGAUCUAAACAACGCAGCUGCGAAUUUGAACGAUGCUUCUUCAAACGUGGUGUCGUCAGUACGUUCUCCAGUUCAGUUAGCUAAUUCUUCCAAACAAUUCACCAACGCUUUUGGAGACCUGUUGGGCGUCGGCAUGGAAAUGGCCGGUCAAACAGCUAUCGAGACUCGAAGUCAGAUGGUGGUUUCUUUGAAAAACGUCAGCAUGACAUCCAGCAAGCUUCUGGGAACUGCCAAAUCCGUAGCAGCCGAUCCGGGUGCUCCAAACGCGAAGAAUCAAUUAUCGGCAGCUGCACGAGCCGUCACAGAUUCCAUCAACUAUCUCGUCGAUGUCUGUACCUCGGCUGCGCCUGGACAAAACGAGUGUGACAACGCUAUCAGGAAUAUCCAGUCGAUGAGAUCGCUCCUCGAUAAUCCUAGCCAACCAAUUUCUGACGCGAGCUACUUCGAAUGUCUAGAAACCGUGAUGGAGAAGAGCAAGAGCCUUGGCGACGGAAUGACGGGCAUAGCUAACCACGCGAAGAAAUCAGAGCACGAACAAUUCUCGGUAGCAGUUAGAGGGGUCUCUUUGUCAAUCUGCGGACUGAUAGAAGCAGCAGCUCAGGCUGCUUAUCUAGCUGGUGUUAGCGAUCCAACAUCGGUGGCUGGAAAACCAGGCUUGCUGGACCAAGCUCAGUUCCUCAGAGCUGCACAGGCCAUUCAUACCGGUUGUCAAAGUCUUGGAAAUCCUACAAGUACCGAACAACAAGUCCUUUCAGCCGCUACCAUGAUAGCUAAGUAUACGAGUGCUCUUUGCAAUGCUUGUCGCGAAGCGUCGAACAAAACCAGCAAUCCUGUUGCUAAACGUCACUUCGUUCAAUCAGCCAAGGACGUUGCCAAUUCCACAUCAGUUCUGGUGAAAGAAAUCAAGGCGCUGGAUCAGAAUUAUUCUGAGGCUAACAAGGCGAAGUGUGCAGAGGCUACCAGGCCACUUUUGGAAGCAGUUGACAACCUGUGUACGUUUGCUGGAUCUCCAGAAUUCGCUAGUCAGCCUGCAAAGAUAUCCGUCACAGCUAGAGCUGCCCAAGAGCCAAUAACUAGCGCCGGUAAAGCUAUUAUCGAUGGUUCUUGCGCGAUGGUGCGAGCCGCCAAGAGUCUCGCUGUCAGUCCAAAAGACCCUCCAACUUGGCAAUUAUUGGCAAAUCACAGCAAGAGCGUGAGUGAUUCGAUCAAGUCUCUAGUUGCUUCCAUCCGCGACAAAGCACCUGGACAGAAGGAAUGCGACGUUGCGAUCGAGAAACUAUCAGCUAGAAUUCGAGAACUAAAUGCCGCGUCUUUCAGUGCUGUUUCACAGUCACUGGUUUCACGAAGAGAGAAUACGAUGCAAGGAUUUACGGAUCAGAUGGAGACUAGUGCUAGCGAGUUGCGAGAAAAAUUGGAACCUCUUCGAACAGCUGCCAAAUACGAGGCUGAAAACGUAGGACAUGCCGUCAAUCAGAUAGCUUUGUACUGCGAGCCUCUAGUUUCUGGUGCUAUCGGUGCUGCUUCAAACAUGGUGCACUCGAAACAACAGAUAGUGCUACUGGAUCAGACGAAAACCGUCACCGAGUCUGCUCUACAGCUUGUUUGCGUGACAAAAGAAUCUGGUGGUAAUCCGAAGGCAGUUAAUCUGCACACUGAAGUUGACGAGACAGUGGAAUCCAUGAAAGAUGCGCUGCAGGAAUUACAAAACACUUUGGAGACAAUUUCGACAUCUUAUGGAAUUGUUACUGGGCUAAUUGACGCUAUUUCUCGAGCCAUGGUCAGAUUAGAAGAUCACAGAAUGUCCACGAUCGAUACAGUGGAUUCUUACGUGGAUUAUCAAACGAGAAUGGUGGAAGCUGCUAAGGAGAUCGCUCGGCUGGCGCAGGAAAUGUCAACAAAAUCUAGCACCGACGUAGCCAGACUAAGUCCCCUUAUAGUGGAUAUCUCCCACAAGUACACUCAGCUAGCCCGCGAUACGUCCGGCGCUUCAGCGGCCGCAUCUAACGCUGACGUGUCUGCGAGACUUCGCGCAAGCGUCCAAGAGCUUGGCAAAGCCUGCGUAGACAUCGUUAGAGCUGCAGGAACCUGCCAAAUGUCACCAGGCGACGCUUACACUCAAAGAGAAGUCGCAGAGCACAGCAAGAUAGUCACGGAAAAGGUAUCUCAGGUGUUAGCUGCACUUCAGGCUGGUUCUAGAGGAACUCAAGCUUGUAUCAACGCUGCAAGUACCGUGUCAGGCAUUAUCGGUGACCUGGACACCACGAUCAUGUUCGCCACUGCUGGAACCUUGCACGCAGAGAACGAAGGCGACACUUUUGCCGAUCAUCGAGAGAACAUCUUGAAGACAGCCAAGGCUCUCGUUGAAGAUACGAAAACGCUAGUAGCUGGAGCAGCCUCGUCUCAAGAGCAAUUGGCAGUUGCAGCGCAAAAUGCCGUGUCGACUAUCGUUCAACUUGCCGAAGUGGUUAAAUACGGGGCUGCCAGCUUGGGCAGUCAGAAUCCCGAGGCCCAAGUAAUGCUAAUAAACGCGGUAAAAGACGUGGCUUCUGCACUCGGCGACUUGAUACACGCCACUAAAGCAGCCAGUGGCAAACCUAUCAACGACCCCAGCAUGGCCCAUUUAAAGGACUCUGCCAAGGUGAUGGUAACCAACGUGACGUCCCUGCUGAAGACAGUGAAAGCUGUCGAAGAUGAGCACACUCGUGGCACCAGGGCUCUGGAAUCAACCAUCGAGGCGAUAGCUCAAGAAAUACGCGCCUUGAACACUCCAGAGACGCAGAAGAUCAACGUGACACCCGAAGAUCUGGUUCGAUGCACUAAGAGUAUCACCAUUUCAACCGCCAAAGCUGUAGCUGCCGGAAAUAGUUGUAAACAGGACGACAUAAUUGCGGCUGCAAACAUGGGACGAAAGGCUAUCAGCGACAUGCUGACCAUUUGCAAAGGAGCAGCGUAUAAUUGCGCGGAAACAGCUGAAUUGAGAGAAAGAACUCUUCAGGCUGGUCACGACGUCGCUCUUAAUUAUAGGGAAUUGUUGCAAGCUAUAUUACAAAUAUCUUCAAGAUCUGGUGAUGCAAAACACACUUUGCCACCCAUUAGUAGAAAGAUCGCUCAGAGCGUUACCGAAUUGGUGGCUGUGGCUGAAUUGCUGAAGGGCACCGACUGGGUGGACCCUGAUGAUCCGACGGUCAUCGCAGAAAACGAGUUACUAGGUGCUGCAGCCAGUAUCGACGCUGCCGCGAAGAAGCUUGCUAGCUUGAGACCUCGGAGAAGCAUACAGGAGGCAAACGAAGAUAUGAACUUCGACGAAAUGAUCCUAGAAGCAGCCAAAUCGAUCGCAGCCGCUACAUCGGCUCUUAUAAAAGCAGCCAGUGCCGCUCAAAGAGAGCUUAUCGCAACAGGAAAGGUUUCUCGAACUCCCCUAACCAGUUCUGACGAUGGCCAGUGGUCCGAAGGUCUAAUUUCUGCCGCAAGAAUGGUCGCAGCUGCAACUCACAGCCUCGUUGAAUCUGCAAACGCUCUGGUACAAGGCGUCAGCUCCGAAGAAAAACUAAUUUCCAGCGCGAAACAAGUAGCCAGCAGUACGGCACAAUUAUUGGUCGCUUGCAAAGUGAAAGCUGAUCCAGAUAGCGAGAGCACGAAACGUCUGCAAGCAGCUGGAAAUGCUGUGAAACGCGCCACCGACAAUUUAGUACGAGCAGCCCAACAGGCUAUUCAGCAAGAAGAAGACAGAUCUCUGAUCCUAAACCGUAGAAUGGUUGGAGGUAUCGCACAGGAGAUAAACGCCAGAUCAGAGGUCCUUCGUAUCGAGAGGGAACUGGAAGAAGCUAGAGGAAGACUCACUGCCAUUCGACAGGCCAAGUAUAAAAAUCGCCCAGAUUUAACUGACACCGAUACUGAUGCCGAACAGAGUGGCUACGAGAGCACAACUAGAUACGAGACCAGAGCUUAUGAAACUCACAAUCAGUCACAGACGAAUUACAGCACGUAUCAACAGCAUUCUACGACGCACAAUAUCGGCCAACUCAGUUCCGACAGACAAACUCUGGUUAGCCCGGAAAAAGUUUAUUCAACGCAGAGCACGUUAGAAAGGAAAAUGAAAGAGAGUCAGUAUCGGUCUACAAUGGAAAGUCAGUAUGGCUCAGUCGAGAAAAAGUAUAACGAAUAUGAUAGACGGUAUGUUUCAGACAGUCCAUAUCUCGUUACCGAAAAGAAAGUGACUAUGGAAAGUUCAUCCGGUCAGUACAGUUCUAUCGAAAGGAAGAUCAAUAAGGAAAGUUAUAAUACCGAGGCAACCAUGUUGUAAUGAUCGCAACAUCUUUUGCAAGUCAAUUCAUUAACGGCAACGUUAAGUAUAAUGAUAAGACGAUGAAAAACCCAAUAACGAUCGUUUACGCAAUAUCAGCACGUGCUCAGUUGAGGAUAAAUUAAGUACUGCCUUCUAGGACGAAAAUGACAAUCGUUUAAAAAAAAAUAGGGAAGAAUAAGAAGGAAAGAAAGAGUUGAUAUAGGAAGCUAAAAUAUGAAUACGUGAUAUGGAAGAAGAAUAACUGGCGAAGAACUAAAAAUUCUAACUAAAGAUUUAGAUCUGAACGAAGCAAUGAUUCGAAGUUAAUGAUUUUGUUAAUGGAAAUCAUACCAUUUGCGUUCAAAAGUAAUAUUCUUCAAAUUUACAAUUUAAGUUCAUAAAUUUGGAAUAUAUUCAAGAAAAAGGGGAAGAGGGGGAGAGAGUUUAUGUUCAAGUAACAAAAAACACGCGCGUAUCGAAAAUUUUACAAUUCUCACUCGAGAUAUUGACAAGCUUAUUACUUGUUUUAGUCUUUAUUUUUAAAAGCAAUCGUGAUAAAAUCUUUGUAUGAUAAUCUUUGCGACGAGAAACGGUAGGAAAGUGCCCUUAGGUAGAAUUAACCGUGUGCUUUCGAAAUUAGCCUUUAUAAGAAUGACUAUUGAUUGGAAUAUAACCGUCCACCUUUUCCACGAACUUAUUUCUGUUGAUCUAAUUACGAACGAUGCCACAAAAAAAUGCACGUGAUAUAUUUCCACCAUUUUGCAUCGACGAUUCUUAAUAUUUUGAUAACAUAUUCGUUUUUGAUCUUUUGAGACAUCUUUUUGAAAAUAUAUUCGAAAGAUUUAUAAGAAUAUUUGUAUUUAUAAUUGAAGGAGAAUUUGGCGGGGAAUCUACAUUUUCCGAAAUAUGUAUUCAUAUUUAAUAUAUAAAAAAAUUGGAUAAUUAUACGAAAUCCAGCGAGAAAGAAAGAUGUUUGAUCAAACCGAUGUUUCUUUCUUCUGUUCUUUGAUUUUAUUGUCAAGCGAUUAAUAGCCAUCGUAUACCUGAUUUAAUUUAGAUCUAAUUUAUCAUAAUAGUUUAAGUUUAAGACCACGGAUUAACAAGAGAAGCAACAUAUCAUUUAAUUUUAUUAACUUUCUGACACCAUGUGGCCUGAUCCUAUGGUGUCUCUCCGUCUGUUUAUCCUUAAUAUCUUCCGUUCUUUUUAAUAUUUUUCUUAACAUUAUCGUUGUAAGUGCGUCUCUUUUCGUUCUGGAAUCUAAUCGUUGCUUAAACUUACGUUUCUUCUGUAUCGCGCGCUCCUUACCAUUCGUUCGCGGUGGCUCGUUUUCAAUAAUUUCGCUCGUUAGACUUUUCGAGUCAGGACUGUCCAACUGAAUUCAGAGGUUUUGAACGAGAUCUUAAACACAUAAUACGAAAUCUUAUUGUACGUGAGUAGUAUAUAUACUGAUCGUAUUCAUUGACAUCAAGAUUGAGUAGCGAAAGAUUCAUGGAGAGGUGAAUCCAAGUAGUACGCUGAACAUGCAACAAUUGUAUCAUAAUAAAAAUUGAAUUGAAUAUUUUCUCAUGGAACGUUCUGGAGUAGGUAGUUUAUUUUUAUUACUGCAAAUAUUGCGCUUUUAAAACAGAAGAAGUAUAUAUUAACUCAUAAGUUAAUUUAAAAUGCAACAUUUAAAGAGGUUCAUCAAAGUUGCAAGAUUGUAAAUAUUCUAAUGAAAUUUGUAUAGAAAUGUCAACAACGUUAUACAAAAACAAAGUGUUAAUAAGAAUUGCGAAUAAAAAGAAUCUAAAUCUUUAAUCCUGGAUAAGAAACUAGGAACAAGAUCUUUGGUUUCCUUACAAUGAUACGAAUUAUUGUAAUUAUUUUUUUCUCGCAUAAAAAUUAUAGCGAAAUAAUCUAUCGAGUAUGAUUAUUUCAAUAUUGAGAUAUAGUAAAUGAUUGCAAAGUAUUUUUUUCAAUCAUGGAUUUAUAUAAAAAAAAGAUCAAGUUUUACAUGUAAGAAUUCGAUAAUUUUAUAUAUUUUUGCAAAUUUGUCAUAAUUUUAUCUACGAAUUUUAUAUAACACGUAAAUUCUCAACUAGCGUAACCUUAUUUGUUCCAAACAUGAAUUUCUUUUGCAUUAGCUUUUAAUAAUAAUUUCUUGCUUAAUGCUGUUUAUCGUAAAAAUAAGAUCGCAGUCUAAAACUAAAGAGAAAUUUUCGCAAUGAAGAAUGUAAUCAAAAAGAGUAGACACGAUAAAGGGGAAAGUGUUUAAGAAGAUGAUAUUAUACUUUGAAAGAAACUAUCUCGAACAAGGUGUUGAAGCGUGAAAAUGUUUUUAGAAAAUUUUGAUUGGAAGGUCGAUGGUUGGACAGACCUGUUCCAAGUGAUAGAUUAGUGCAAUUAUCAUUAGUCUUUCGAAGGUCAAGAAAGAAUUUGUAAAUACAUAGAUGUUAAAUAUUUCGCGUAACAAUUCAGUGUCUUGACGAUGAAUCGAUAAAUGGGUGAAAAAAAGUGCCUGAGUCUAAUGAGCUACCGCUUUUUUCACAUGCUCGUAGCAAACUCGUAGGAUUCUCGAAUAUUAUCAAAAAAAAAAAAAAAGAAAAAGAAAAAAACAGAUGCUUUACUAAUGUUCGAUAGUAUAAUUAUAAAACGAAAAAUGAAAAAAAAAAGAAAAAGGAAACAAGAUGAACGAAGAAUCCCUUUGUAUAAAAAGAUCGUUUUCAAAAAGAAAAAACAAGCGAAGAGAUAAAUUUGUAUUAUCGAACUCUUGCAAAGGGAUCUACAGAUAUAUAUAUAUGUAUGUAUACAUUAUUGCAUUUAGUGUUAUAUAUUUUCAGAACGAUUGUCAAUCGUGUUUUUAUUUUAUAUACGUAUACAUUAUACUUAUAGGUGUGUGCCAUGAUAUAUAGGAAAUUAUAUGUAUAAAUAUAAAUAUAAACGGAAGGAAUUACACAAUAUAUAGAUUAUCUACAUAUAUUAUAUAUUAAAUAUAUAUGUGCCGUUAAUAUAUUAAGAAGAAACAAAGAGCAACGAGAGAGAAAAAUCGAUAGUUUUUAAAGCUUUGUAUUCAUUGGUUUUUGAUGAUUCAGAUUUAUAUACAGGAUAUUUUUAAUCGUUAUAUUUAGUACAAUCGAUUAAGUUUUAUCGUGGAAUGUUACAAAUUGUAAUAUCAUAUUACAUUAUUAUAUUAUAUUAUAUUAUAUUAUAUUAUAUUAUAUUAAUUACAUUAUAUUAGUAUUGAUUUAUUCUUAUCGUUAGUUAUAAUGCUGCUACAUAUGUAUGUGCUACAUAUAGUUAGGAGAUGAUCACGAUGAUGGAUAUCGUUUUAUUAUAAUUAUAUUACUACAGAACAUUUACAAAUAUAGAUAUAUUAGCUUUACUUACAUUGAAAUUAAUAAAGAAUUUCUAACAUUUCA
Molecule: messenger RNA, 11445 nt
Organism: Bombus pyrosoma
Lineage: Eukaryota; Metazoa; Arthropoda; Insecta; Hymenoptera; Apidae
Gene: rhea
Product: talin-1
Exons: 14
Coding region: 763-8064 (2433 amino acids)
Biological process (GO): cell-cell adhesion
Cellular component (GO): cytoskeleton; focal adhesion; ruffle
Molecular function (GO): actin filament binding; structural constituent of cytoskeleton; integrin binding
Source: RefSeq, a predicted model, not a curated record